AGCGCGCAGGGAGGAGGGAGGGCCGGGGCAGGCUGGAACCAGGCUGGAACCGGGCUGGAACCGGGCUGUGACGGGGAGAACCUGCAGCUCCGUCUCUCCGCCGCGGAUGGAGCAGCCCGCGCCGCGAUGAGCGCGUUUUUCCUCUCUGUGUCCGGCACGGGAAGGGUUCGUCUGGCAUCUCAGUGACGCUUGGACCGAGGGGUCAGAGGCCUCACGAUGAUGUGCGAGGUGAUGCCCACCAUCUCGGAGGAUGGGCGCGCCGGCGGCGGGGGCGGCUCCUCCUCCCCGGCGGGCGGCGGAGGAGGGAUGGGCGGCGGGAUGGGAAGCCUGGGCGGCUACGGCAGCCAGGAUCGCCGCAGCGGUGGCAGCACCGGCGGCGGCAGCGACGAAGGGGGCAGCACGGGCAACCUGGAGUCGCUGAUGGUGAACAUGCUGACGGAGAGGGAGCGGCUGCUGGAGAGCCUGAGGGAGACGCAGGACAGUCUGGGGACGGCUCACCUCCGCCUGAGGGAGCUGGGCCACGAGAAGGAGUCGCUGUCGAGGCAGCUGUCCAUCGCCCUGCCGCAGGAGUUUGCAGUGCUGACCAAAGAGCUGAACCACUGCCGGGAGCAGCUGCUGGAGCGGGAGGAGGAGAUAUCGGAGCUGAAGGCGGAGAGGAACAACACACGACUACUUCUGGAACACCUGGAGUGCCUGGUGUCCCGGCACGAGCGCAGCCUGAGGAUGACGGUGGUGAAGAGGCAGGCCCAGUCUCCGGCCGGCGUCUCCAGCGAGGUGGAGGUCUUGAAGGCCCUCAAGUCCCUGUUUGAGCACCACAAAGCUCUGGAUGAGAAGGUGCGGGAACGGCUACGCGUGGCCUUGGAGCGCGUGGCGACCCUGGAGGAAGAGCUGCAGACUUCCUCCCAAGAGGUCGUGUCUUUAAAGGAGCAAAUCAAGCGACGCCAGCAAGGACUGGACAACGGCAAAGAGCGACUUCCCAACGGGCCUUCCUCCAUCCUGGACGACGGCGAAGUGGAUCGUCAGAGAGAGGGCGAGAUCGAGCGGCAGCGGUCGGAGCUGGGGCAGCUGAAGGAGCGACUGGCCCUCAUGUGCAGACAGGUGGGAGAGAUCGAGGAGCAGCUGACGUCGGCGAGGAGGGAGCUGACGCGGUCCGAGGAGGCAAACCAGAAACUCCAGAGAGACCUGAAGGAGGCGCUCUGUCAGAGAGAAGACAUGGAGGAGAGGAUCACCACGUUGGAGCGCAGGUACCUCAGCGCCCAGAGGGAGGCAACGUCUCUCCACGACAUAAAAGAUAAACUGGAAAACGAGUUGGCCAGCAAGGAGUCUCUCCACAGACAGAGCGAAGAGAAAAACCGGCAGCUUCAGGAGCGUCUGGACGAUGCCAAACAGAAGCUGCAGCAGACGCUGCAGAGGGCCGAGACGCUGCCCGAGAUCGAAGCGCAGCUCGCACAGAGAGUCGCAGCGCUCAACAAGGCGGAGGAGCGUCACGGUAACUUUGAGGAGCGGCUGCGACAGAUGGAGGCGCAACUGGAGGAGAAGAACCAGGAGCUACAGAGAGCCAGGCAGAGGGAGCGGAUGAACGACGAACACAACAAGCGUCUCUCCGACACGGUGGACAAGCUGCUGUCCGAGUCCAACGAGCGGCUGCAGCUUCACCUGAAGGAGAGGAUGGCCGCGCUGGAGGAAAAGAACGCCCUCUCUGAAGAACUCUCCAACAUGAAGAAGCUCCAGGACGAUCUGUUGGCAAAUAAGGACCAGCUAAUAGCGGAGCUGGAGCGGCUGCAGCUGGAGCUGGACCAGCUGAGAGCGAGGCCCGGAGGAUCUUAUUCCAGCCGGUCUCUGCCGGGAAGCGCCCUGGAGUUGAGGUAUUCCCACGGGGGCGGGUCCCUCCCGACCGGCUCCACCACUCACCUGGAUCCCUUCGGCAACGUCUCUGGGAGCAUAGUCCGGCGGAGCCACCGGGCCCGCUGGAGCUCCGCCCGCGAGGACUCCAGUAAGUACCCAGACUGGGAGAGCGGGGCGCCGCUGGGGACCGGGUACGACACCGGCAUGGACCUGGGCUGCUCUGAUGACGAGGAUGACGGGGAGCAUCGUUUCGGCUCCGAGCUUCUCUCCCCCAGCGGACAGACGGACGUGCAGACGCUGGCCAUCAUGCUGCAGGAACAGCUGGAGGCCAUCAACAAGGAGAUCAAGUUGAUCCAGGAGGAGAAGGAGAACACGGAGCUGCGGGCCGAGGAGAUCGAGAGCCGGGUCAGCGUGGGUCUGGACGGCCCCCCCGUCCCUCCCUCCUCCCUGGGGAGAGACAGCACAGGGCGAGGCUUCAUCCCCUCGUCCAUCACCUCCUCCACCCUGGCCUCCCCGUCUCCCCCCAGCUCCGGGACCUCCACCCCCCGCCUGCCUCACUCCCCGGCCCGGGAGAGCGAUAGACAGAACAGCAAAGAUGACGACCGAUCCCUGGCUCUCAUUGACUCCACGCCCCCGCCGACCCCCCGGGCGCUGCGUCUGGACAGGAUGGCCCUCACGCACCCGGGGGCCAUGCUGGACGACCCCCGGGAGUUCCGCAGUCUCUCCGCAGACGGCAGCAGCUCCAACAGCAGCCAGGACUCUCUCCACAAGUCCAGCAAGAAGAAAAGCAUCAAGUCUUCCAUCGGCCGCCUCUUUGGGAAGAAGGAGAAGGGACGGAUGGGCCAGCCGGGCCGCGACGGCUCCGCGUCUCUCGCAUCUACGCCCUCGGAGGACAUGGCCUCUGCAGACGCCAUGGGGAUGAACAAGACGGGAACGCUCGGCCCUGCAGAUAAAGAUCGACGCAGCAAGAAGAAGCAUGAGCUGCUGGAGGAAGCCUGUCGUCAGGGACUACCGUUUGCCUCCUGGGACGGACCGACCGUGGUGUCCUGGUUGGAGCUGUGGGUGGGGAUGCCGGCCUGGUACGUGGCGGCCUGCCGCGCCAACGUGAAGAGCGGCGCCAUCAUGGCCAACCUGUCGGACACGGAGAUCCAGAGGGAGAUCGGCAUCAGCAACCCGCUGCACCGCCUCAAGCUGCGCCUGGCCAUCCAGGAGAUGGUGUCGCUCACCAGCCCGUCGGCGCCGGCCAGCACGCGCUCCUCCACCAGUAACGUGUGGAUGACCCACGCGGAGAUGGAGUCCCUGAACGCAGCCACCAAGCCUCCGGAGCUGAAGGAGUUCAGCUGGGACCAGAUCCUGGCCUACGGCGAUAUGAAUCACGAGUGGGUGGGCAACGACUGGCUGCCCAGCCUGGGCCUGCCGCAGUACCGCAGCUACUUCAUGGAGUCCCUGGUGGACGCCCGCAUGCUGGACCACCUGACCAAGAAGGAGCUGAGAGGACAGCUCAAGAUGGUGGACAGUUUCCACAGGGUCAGUAUGCAUUACGGCAUCAUGUGUCUCAAGCGGCUGAACUACGAUCGCAAAGAGCUGGAGAGGAGGAGAGAAGACAGCGCCCACCAGAACAAAGAUGUGAUGGUCUGGUCCAACGAGCGCGUGAUGUGCUGGAUGCAGGCCAUCGGUCUGAAGGAGUACGCCGACAACCUGCGCGAGAGCGGCGUCCACGGGGCUCUGCUGGCGCUGGACGACACGUUUGACUACACCGACCUGGCCCUGCUGCUGCAGAUCCCCAACCAGAACACGCAGGCCAGACAGCUCCUGGAGCAGGAGUACAACUCCCUCAUCACCAUGGGAACCGAGAGACGGCCUGACGAGGAUGGAAAUAAGACGUUCAGCCGCUCUCCGUCCUGGAGGAAGAUGUUUAGGGAGAAAGACCUCCGGGGCGUGACCUCCGACUCUGCCGAAACCCUGCCCGCUAACUUCCGUGCCUCAGCCAUCUCCACGCCCUCCGUCACCCUGAGGAAGGUUCAGAGCGACGCCAGCUCUGGUGCCCGGGGUGAAUCUGCCUCCGUGAGGACGUACUCCUGUUGAGGGGCUGAGGGCGCUGACGGGACCGGGACCGGAGGAACCUCUCGCUCAUCCGCGGAGAAGAAAGCAAUGAAUAUAAACAUUUAACUUAAAAACUAAACCCAUCUGUCUGACCUUUCUGCAAUAAGAGAAGCGAAGGAAUGAAGGAGGGGAUGACAUGAAGAAUGUAUGAAUGUAUUCUCAAGAGUAGAAGGGUUGAGUAGGAUUAGCUGUUUUCUUUCUCUGUCUCUUCCUGUCCCUGAGUCUUUUCUCUUCAUCUCUUAAGAGCGGUUUCCGCCGUCGGUGUUGAUCGGGCCGCUGCCGGAUCUGCAGGAUUAUCGCCGGUCGGUCGGGGUUCGUUUUCCUACGUCACGCUGUCUUUUACUGUCUUACAGCUCGAAAACAAACAAACGAACGUGACGCCUUAAGAGCUACCGCUCAACAAAACGUGCAGUUCACGAAAUCCUGCGCGGAAGUCAAACCCGCUGGAUAAGUCGGGACUUUGAAGUGGCCCGAGACCCGGCGUCCCGGUGUCCAGUAUCAGCCAUUGUGGCUCCCAUUGUCUCCGGUCCCGUCAGGAGACUCCCAUGUCCCCCAACGGGACGGGGCGGGGCGGUAAAACCCGUCCCAGUCCAGACCGCCGUUAAGCCCGGACCACAUCAGAGGGACCUUCGUCUUUUGGCACCUUGAAAGCCGAUAAGCCCAGUGAUCUUUUUUGAAGGGAGAGCAUUAUGGAGAUCAAAGGCAGCGAGCCGGGUGGGAGAGGACGGGGGGGACGGGGGGGGACGGGGGUCAGGAAAUUCAUUAAGAUACUGAGAGUGGCAGUUUGUAAAAAGGUGUUCUCUAAGAGGUCGUGUAUGAGAUACAGGGGCGGUUCUGGGGUUAUGAUGGGAGCUUUUUUGGACUUGUAAGUAGGCCUGUGUUGAAAAAAAAUCGAUUUUCCGAUUCUAAAGCUGGUUAUCGAUUCAAAUGUCAAGAAUCGAUUCGAUUCCGAUUCUUAAGAUUCAGAAUCGAUUAUCACCAUUUGAUUCAAUCCGAUUUGAUUCGAUAUUGAUUUGGGUUAGCGUUGCCUGGAUUAUAUGACUGUAAAAUAACUAGUGAAAUAAUAAUUUCACAAUAAUUAUUGUGAAAUAACUAAGAAAUAAAUAACUCAAAUAAGCAUUUCAAUAUCAAUUUAAAGUGCAAAAAAAUAAAGAAAUUGCAACAGCUCAAGCAGUAAACAAAUUAUUUUAGCUUGUCAGAUUUAUUCUGUCACCAGACACACAUGCAUUUUUCAGGUAUUUCAUGACAAACCGUGUCCGAUAACAGAGAAACCAAACAAGCUAUAGUAAAUAUAGAUAAUAUGAACUUCAUUGAACUAAUAUAACAUUUAGAAAUUUAAGCUGCAAUGUCCAGCAUUUUCUCUAAAGAAAAGUUAAUUUAGUUUAGGAGUUUUCAAAACUACUGGGACUACUGGGAUUAAAGUUCAACAGGCAAAAAUGUAAUGAUGGAAAAAAAAAAAAUUUAAUUAAAAAAAAAAAAUCGAUCUUUAGACAUACAAAUCGAUUUUUAGGAAUUAAUAUGAGAAUCGAUUUUUUUCAACACAGGCCUAUCCGAUUGUCAUAUUAAUUCCUAAAAAUCGAUUCUUAUGUCUAAAGAUCGAUUUAAAAAAAAAAAUGUUUUCAUCAUUUUCGCCAGGUGAAUUUUAAUCCCAGUAAUCGGACACACAGUUAGUCAUGACACUUCUGAAAAAUACCAGGUGCUUCAUGGCAAUAUGUGUGCGUGGUGACAGAAUAAAUUAGAUAAGCUAAAAUGAUUUGUUUACUGCAUGAACUGUUGCAAUUUGUUUCUUUUUUGCACUUUAAAUGGAUAUUGAAAGGCCUGUUUGAGUUAUUUAUUUCUUAGUUUUUUCACAAUAAUUAUUAUUAUUUCACUAGUUAUUUUACAGUCAUAUAAUUCAGGCAACAGCUCAAAAAACAUUUUAAAUAACACUAAGCCAAAUCAAUAUCGAAUCGAAUUAGGGCUGGGCGAUUUUGGACAAAAAUAAAAUCCAGAUUUUUUUCUCUGAAAACCCGAUUUUCGAUUUCGAUUUUGAUUUUUUUGGUAAAACUACAAAAGACAAUGGAAUAAAUUGUUUCAAAUAUUUUAUCCUUAUUUUUAAAAGAAAAAUAGCAAACAAAUUUCCCUAUUGGGAAUGAAGUGCAAUUGAAAGAUGCUGUAAAUCCUCCUUGAGUUUAGUAAAGUGACAACAUUUACAAUUUUCUUGACCAAACAAAGAUGACUAGACGAGCUCUGUCUGUAAUGCAGCCAGCUGCAAAAAAGGAAAAUCGAUUUUCCGAUUUUCCUUUUUUUUUAACAUCGAUUGUGAUUAAUAAAUCCGAUUUAGAUUUAAAAUCGAUUAAUCGCACAGCCCUAGAUCGAAUCGAAUCAUGAUAAUCGAUUCUGAAUAUUAAGAAAAAUCGAUACCCAGCCCUACUUGUGAGUGAGGAUCAGAUGGUGCGGCCUCUUCGGAGACUCAACGUCAGGAUAUUUGGGGCUUUAAUCGCACUUCUACUCUUAAACCUUCUGCAGGCAGCAGCUACAAUCAAGUGCUCAAACACGUCGACCUCGAGGGUAAAUCUCAAGCGUUACCGGCGCUGUAGUGCGUGUGUAACCGGACAGCCGUGCCUAAGGGUUUCAAGCGUGUCGAGGUGGCCACACUCCAACUCCACGCCGUUCACGAGACCUCCACAGAGUCAUCGCGCACUUGUCGGCUCGUAAUCAUCAGCUCAGGGUCUUUUAGUAAAUCUUGAUGAGGGCGGACCCGAUGGAGAGACGAAACAGCAGCUCUGGGACGAGACGGGGGGGAAAGAGAGAAAGAAAGGGAGAAAAACAACCACCGAAGGACAGAUGUCGGUCAUUUUACUGCGCACACAAGCCAUAACAGAAACUGGAGAGCUUUCUGGAGGGAUGAGAUUACGGAGAGGAGGAGGAGGAGGAGAGGAAGAGGAGGAGAGGGCGGCCCGAGGAAGCCCAGGAAACAAAACCUUUAGCCUUUGUGUUUACGAUGCAUGUCAAAGAAACGACAACGACCUACAAACCUUCUUUUUUCUUUGGUAGUGAAGAUGAUAUGAAGUGUCGUUAAAAAAAUAUAUAUCUGUAUGAUAAACCUACGGGGGGGGGGUGGAGGAAGGGGGCGGGGAGCCUGGGGAUCAAUUUGUAAAAUGUGUGUAUUUUUUUCAGUUGUAUUUUUUAUUUUUUACGAUAACUAUUUAUUUUCUUCAGGUACGUAUUGGAUAAACGUGUGUACGUGUUCCGUUCCUUCUUUACUUCAUCCGGAUUCGUUUUAAGAGUAAAUAUGAAACAACUACGCGACCGUGUGUGUACAUUCGGAGGACAAAUUGUUGCAAAUGAUUUAACAGAUUUCCAUGACUCAAGUGAUAGUUAUACAAAUUGAAAAUAUCAUCUGGAAAAUAAAGAAUAAUGAUGAUGAUAAAAAUGGUGAUGUAAAAGAGAAAUAAAAUAAAGCGAUCCUGGUGGAUCUGCUGACCAUCGGAAA
Molecule: messenger RNA, 7423 nt
Organism: Cololabis saira (Pacific saury)
Lineage: Eukaryota; Metazoa; Chordata; Actinopteri; Beloniformes; Belonidae
Gene: ppfia3
Product: PTPRF interacting protein alpha 3
Exons: 32
Coding region: 217-3930 (1237 amino acids)
Biological process (GO): synapse organization
Cellular component (GO): presynaptic active zone
Molecular function (GO): protein binding
Source: RefSeq, a predicted model, not a curated record